Phyllostomus discolor (pale spear-nosed bat) is the source of this 668-nucleotide messenger RNA. Its product is annotated as keratin-associated protein 10-3. The transcript is spliced from 2 exons. Lineage: Eukaryota; Metazoa; Chordata; Mammalia; Chiroptera; Phyllostomidae. The record is from RefSeq and is a predicted model, not a curated record. Gene Ontology annotation, cellular component: keratin filament. The coding region runs from base 21 to 668 and encodes 215 amino acids.
CUCCAGCCCCAUCGCCCACCAUGGCCGCCUCCACCCUGUCCGUCUGCUCCAGCGACCUGAGCUACAGCAGCCGUGUCUGCCUGCCCGGUUCCAGUGACUCUUGCACUGACUCCUCUUGGCAGGUGGACGACUGUCCAGAGAGCUGCUGCCAGCCCUCCUGCUGUGCCUCCAGCUGCUGCCAGCCCUCCUGCUGUGUCCCCAGCUGCUGCCAGCCCUCCUGCUGUGUCCCCAGCUGCUGCCAGCCCUCCUGCUUGAGCUGUGGGCCCAGCCCCUGCCAAUCAGCCUGCACCAGCUCCUGCAUACCCUCAUGCUGCCAGCAGUCUAGCUGCCAGUCCUCCUGCUGCACCUCCUCCCCCUGCCAGCAGGCCUGCUGUGUACCUGUCUGCUGCACACCUGUGUGCUGCACACCUGUGUGCUGCAAGCCCGUCUGCUGCAAGCCCAUCUGCUGCACUCCCUGCACCUCAUCCUGCUGCAGACCCUCCUCCUGUGUGUCUGUCAUCUGCCGCCCUGUGUGCAGACCCGCCUGCUCCUCUUGCUGUGCCCCCACCUCCUCCUGCUGCCAGCCCAGCUGCUGCCGCCCAUCCUCCUGCGUGUCCCUCAUCUGCCGCCCCGUGUGCUCCCGCCCAGCCUGCUGUGUCCGUGCCUCAGCCCAGAAGUCCCGCUGCUAA